Molecule: messenger RNA, 4134 nt
Organism: Symphalangus syndactylus (siamang)
Lineage: Eukaryota; Metazoa; Chordata; Mammalia; Primates; Hylobatidae
Gene: IL15RA
Product: interleukin 15 receptor subunit alpha
Biological process (GO): interleukin-15-mediated signaling pathway
Molecular function (GO): interleukin-15 receptor activity
Source: RefSeq, a predicted model, not a curated record
CAGGCGCCCGCCACCACGCCCGGCUAAUUUUUUGUAUUUUUAGUAGAGACGAGGUUUCACCGUGGUCUCGAUCUCCUGACCUCGUGAUCCGCCCGCCUCGGCUUCCCAAAGUGCUGGGAUUACAAGCGUGAGCUACCGCGCCCGGCCCCUAAAUUAUUUUAUUUAACUUUUAAGUUCAGGGUUAUAUGUGCAGGUUUGUUAUAUAGGUAAACCUGUGUCUUGGGGGAUUAUUGUACAGUUUAUUUCGUUUUGAAAGAGAAUUUGCAAGUAUGUCACAAAAGCCUCAUAAACACGUUGUGAGAUUUUAAGAGGCAAUGACCGAGGCUUGGAGAUGUCUCGUCCUGUCCAGUGUCACCCCUAGACCUGAGAAUCUGCACUUGGGAGCUUACAGACCCGGUUCUCAGGCUUCACUUGAGACCCCAAGAAAGAAAAAAACCCACCAGCCAAAGAGGGGGAUGGCAGCCUGGAAGAACCUAAGGAAGCGAGGGGCAGAGUGGGGACACCGGACAGAGUGCACACUGGAGGUCCCGGAGCACAAGGAGCACGGAGGACCGGGAGGCUCCCGGGCUUGCGUGGGCAUCACGUGCCCUCCCCCCACGUCCGUGGAACACGCAGACAUCCGGGUCAAGAGCUAUAGCUUGUACUCCAGGGAGCGGUACGUUUGUAACUCUGGUUUCAAGCGUAAAGCCGGCACGUCGAGCCUGACAGAGUGCGUGUUGAACAAGGCCACCAACGUCGCCCACUGGACAACCCCCAGUCUCAAAUGCAUUAAGCCCGCGGCUUCAUCUCCUAGCCCAAACACCACAGCGGCCACAACAGCAGCUAUUGCCCCAGGCUCCCGGCCGAUGCCUUCAAAAUCACCUUCCACAGGAACCACAGAGAUAGGCAGUCAUGAGUCCUCCCACGGCACCCCCUCUCAGACAACAGCCAAGACCUGGGAACUCACAGCAUCCGCCUCCCACCAGCCGCCAGGUGUGUAUCCACAGGGCCACAGCGACACCACUGUGGCUAUCUCCACGUCCACUGUCCUGCUGUGUGGGCUGAGCGCUAUGUCUUUCCUGGCAUGCUACAUCAAGUCAAGGGCCUCUGUCUGCUCCUGCCAUCCCCGCAGUGCUGGACAUACAUGCUCAGUGGGAAGCGUCUGUUGAUUUAAGGGCAACCCCCUCCUCUUUUCAAAACCUAUGAACCACCUGCUUUGCAGGCAAACUCCCCUGCCAGCCAGCGUUGAAAUGGAAGCCAUGGAGGCUCUGCCAGUGACUGGGGGGACCAGCAGCAGAGAUGAAGACUUGGAAAACUGCUCUCACGACCUAUGAGACUCGGGGAAACCAGCCCAGCUACGUCCGGAGUGAAGGAGCCUCUCUGCUUUAGCUAAAGAUGACUGAGAAGAGGUGCAAGGAGGUGGGCUCCAGGAGCAAGCCCACCAGGCCUCUCAGACGUCCCAGCAGGAUCUCACAGACUGCCAGGUCAGCGCCUCCUGCACGAGGGAGCAGGUUCUCCCCAUUCCCAUGGGCAACACCUGCCUGCCUAUCGUGCCUUGGAUCCAGGGCCCAGCUUCCCAGGAGAGAUCAAAGGCUUCUGAGCAGGGUUUUUAUUUCAUUACAGUGUGAGCUGCCUGGAAUACAUGUGGUAAUGAAAUAAAAACCCUGCCCUGAAUCUUCCAUCCCUCAUCCUGACUUGCAGUUCACAGAGAAAAGUGACAUACCCGAAGCUCUCUGUCAAUUACAAGGCUUCUCCUGGCGUGGGAGAUGUCUACAGGGAAGACACCAGCGUUUGGGCUUCUAACCACCCUGUCUCCAGCUGCUCUGCACACAUGGACAGGGACCUGGGAAAGGUGGGAGAGAUGCUGAGCCCAGUGAAUCCUCUCCAUCGAAGGACUGAGGAAGAAGAAAACUCACCUCAGCGCCAUUUUACAUAUAUAUGCAUUUAUAUGUAUACUUCCUUCUCUAUUAUAUCUAUACAUUAUAUAUGAUUUGUAUUUUGACGUUGUACCUUGUAUAAACAAAAUAAAACAUCUAUUUUCAAUAUAUUUAAAAUGCACCAAAAGAAUCACCAAGGAGAAAUGUUCCACACAAAGGAGGAGAAAGAGUAGGAAGGCAGAGUCCAAGGUGACUGAGUUCAGGUGUUGUUUCCAGAAGGAGAAAAAGCCUUGCCUAAAGCUAGCUCCAGUCACAGUUUUGGGGAAUUUCCCACAAUUCCAUGUGAGGAGAAGCAGCAUUAUGUAAUCCACACAGUGGUAAGUCCAGGCUCAGCUCCACAACGCUAUACACAUCGUCUCUUCCCUUCUUCUUCUCUUACUUUAUUUGAUGUUUUUGACAUUUAUUUCUAAAAUCAUGGGCCUCACCCCACCUCCUCAUUUUAUAGAUGAGAAAAUUGAGGACUGGAGAAGUUGUUCUGCCCACAGCCACGAAGCUCGGUUAAUGCUGGAGCUGGAUCAGAGCAGGAGCUGGGACGCUGGGCGCAGUGACUCACACCUGUGAUCCCGGCACUUCAGGAGGCCGAGGCAGGAGGAUUGAUCGAGCCCAGAAGUUCAAGAACAGCCUGGGCAAUACAGUGAGACCCCAUCUCUAUAAAAAUUUUUUUUUUUCUUGAAGCAGUCUUGCUCUGUCGCCCAGGCUGGAGUGUGAUGGCGGGAUCUCAGCUCACUGCAGCCUCCGCCUCCCAGGUUCAAGCAAUUCUCCUACCUCAGCCUCCCAAGUAGCUGGAACUGCAGGCAUGUGCCACCACACCCUGCUAAUAGUUAUAUUUUCUUAGUAGAGAUAAGGUUUUGCUAUGUUGGCCAGACUGGUCUCAAACUCCUAAUCUCAAGUGAUUCACUCACUUUGGCCUCCUAAAGUACUGGGAUUACAGGCGUGAGCCAUGGCACCCAACCAAAAUUUUUUUAAAAAACAAAAGUAAUAAGGAGUGUAGGUGGGGCGGGAGGGGAGCAGUCCUGGCUGAAAACCAGCCACCAACUGCCCCUUGUACAGCCAGGGGGAAGAGGGAGCCACUGUGGGCACUUGGGAGAUGGUGCAUGGGCAUAGUGCCCAAUCCACACGCCAUCAGACAUUCUCAAAGUGCCAUUUUUCACUGACUUCUUUUUUUGUGGGGGAGGGGACACAGUCUCAUGGUGUCACCCAGGCUGGAGUGCAGUGGUGCAAUCUUGGCUCACUGCAACCUCCGCCUCAAGCAAUUCUCAUGCCUCAGCCUCUGGGGUAGCUGGGACUACAGGCGCACACCACAGCGCCUGGCUAAUUUUUGUAUUUUUUUUUUUUUUUUUUCUUUUUGGAGAUGGAGUCUUGCUCUGUCGCCCAGGCUGGAGUGCAGUGGCACAAUCUCGGCUCACUGCAAGCUCUGCCUCCCGGGUCCAUGCCAUUCUCCUGCCUCAGCCUCCCAAGUAGUUGGGACUACAGGCACCCACCACCAUGCCCAGCUAAUUUUUUAUAUUUUUAGUAGAGCCGGGGUUUCGCCAUGAUGGCCAGGAUGGUCUCUCGAACUUGUGAGCCCAAGCAAUCUGCCUGCCUCGGCCUCCCAAAGUGCUGGGAUUACAGGCAUGAGCCACCACACCUGACCAUUUUUUUCACUGACUUCUGCCUGCCCUCAGCUUAGAUGCCUUCAUCAAAAUCAGAGGAAGCUUCUCCACAUGGCUGCUUGGGCUUCCUCACAGCAUGGUGGGCUCAGGCUAGUCACACUGGCUAAAAGAAUGUAGAAACUGCCAGGCCCCUGACAGGCUGGUCCAGACACUGGCACGCAUCACUUUUGUGGCAUUCUAUCCGUCGAAGCGAGUUGCAAGGCUGGCCCAGGUUAAAGCAGCCAGGAAUGAUGAAAGGGAAGGAAGGAAUCAACAUAAGUCCUUUGGCAUCCAUCUGCUGUACCUUUCAGGGCCAUCAGGAAGUGCAAUUGCCUUUCAGUCCUCAGCACUCAGUAGAUGCCAGCAAGUAUUUGGGUGAAUGAAUGGGCAGAAUGACCGGAAGGUCAGCAUCUGCCAGGUGCUGGGAAGAGUCCAUCCUUUUUUAUUUUUAUGUUGAAAUGGAAAGAGUACACAGAUCUCUGAAGGGUGACGGGAGCACCAUAUUCUAAAUCUCAGCGUCACACAAUAUACCCGUGUAACAACCUGUACAUGUUCUCCUGAGUCCAAAAUAAAAAAAGAAAGUUCUA